Colletotrichum scovillei is the source of this 1182-nucleotide messenger RNA. RefSeq lists its product as uncharacterized. Gene Ontology annotation, molecular function: flavin adenine dinucleotide binding; NADP binding; N,N-dimethylaniline monooxygenase activity. NCBI's taxonomy places the organism in Eukaryota, Fungi, Ascomycota, Sordariomycetes, Glomerellales, Glomerellaceae. The record is from RefSeq and is a predicted model, not a curated record. The transcript is spliced from 3 exons. The coding region runs from base 1 to 1182 and encodes 393 amino acids.
AUGUCGAAAGCUUCGGAUACGCCUACCUUUAGUCAGUUCGCGUGCGUGGGGACUGGGUUCUCGGCGAUCGGGCUGGGAGCUACGUUGAAAAGAUGGUACGGCAUCGGCGACAUCAAAUUCUUUGAGCGGCACAGUGAUCUCGGAGGAACAUGGUUCAUCAACCAAUACCCAGGAUGUGCAUGCGAUAUACCCAGCGCAUUGUACAGCUUCUCGUUCGAGUCCAACCCAGACUGGAGUCGAGUCCUGCCUCCGCAACAGGAGCUAUGGCAGUACCUCCACGAUGUGGCUGAGAAAUACUCGCUCAUAGAGAAGAUGAGGUUCGGCGUCAAUGUCGAGCAAUGCGUCUGGUCGGAAGAACGCAAACGCUGGAGGAUGAACAUUCGUCACUACGAAACCAACCAAGUCUUUGCGCAUGAGUGUCAGUUUCUCUUUGCUGCCACAGGACAACUCAUGCAGCCGCGAGAGAUCGACGUUCCCGGUUCAGCAAGCUUCAAGGGUCGCAUCUUUCAUUCGUCCCGGUGGGAUCAAACCCUGGAUAUCCAAGACAAGAAAGUUGUUGUCAUUGGAAACGGGUGUACCGCAUCGCAAAUCGUCCCGGCGAUUGUAGGCAAGACGAAGCACCUCACGCAAGCUAUCCGCACAAAGCACUGGAUCUUACCCCCCGUCGACAACGAGAAUACAGAGUUCAUGAAGAACGUCUUGAGACAUGUGCCAGGAACACAGACGCUGCAAAGAUUUCUGGUCUUCGCUGCGGCAGAAAACACACUGCGAGGGUUUUAUAUGACGAAUGAUGGGAACAAGUAUCGCAAGCGUGCUAGAGCCAACGCUGAGAAGUAUAUGAAGACAACGGCGCCGGCGAAGUAUCAUGACAAACUCGUACCUGACUUCGAACUCGGUUGCAAGAGACGGAUCUUCGACUCAGGUUACUUGAAGAGCUUGCACUCGGAAAAUCUCACUUUGAUAGACGAACCGAUCCAAGAAAUUGUGCCAGAGGGUAUUCGGACCCGAGAAGGCGUCACGGAAGCGGAUGUCAUCGUUUUGGCCAAUGGUUUUGUGACAAACAAUGCGGUUGGAGGCUUAGAUGUCAUUGGUCGAAACGGAGAGCAGAUAGACCAGCAUUGGGAGUCGUUUGGUGGCCCAGAGCAGCCUUGGCCAGGUCGGCAAGGGCCUCACGGCGCUUGA